Mercenaria mercenaria is the source of this 5359-nucleotide messenger RNA. RefSeq lists its product as uncharacterized. The transcript is spliced from 35 exons. Bases 245 to 4852 code for a protein of 1535 amino acids. The record is from RefSeq and is a predicted model, not a curated record. Gene Ontology annotation, biological process: protein dephosphorylation. Lineage: Eukaryota; Metazoa; Mollusca; Bivalvia; Venerida; Veneridae. Gene Ontology annotation, molecular function: protein tyrosine phosphatase activity.
UUCCCGAAUCACGUUAGCUAAAUAAUUUUGUGGAUUUUACUUUUAAUUAAAUUCAACACAUUUUUAUUUAUGUGCUAAAUAGUUUGAGAUUAUAUCGUGGAAGUUUUUAUGCAAAUUUAAACGUCUUCGCGGCUCCUGGUACAACCUGUGAUGGACAUAAUUACGUCUAUGAUAAUACUGUGACUCUUUGCAAUAUUUAGUGAUAUUCAACUUAUGGCUUAAAAGAAUAGCUACUUCUGCAAGAAUGUUUUGCGUCACCAAUAACGACAUGUGUUUCAAGUUGAUAGUUCUAUCUUACGGCUUCCUUCGUUUCUAUGCGACUGGCUGUGACAAAGGAUUUACAGGUCCAAAUUGCGAAUACAUAAAUCAAGUUUUUGGGUCAGAUAUAACAUCGAACCUUGGCCGAGACGAGAGCAGAAUUCGGGAUGGGCGAGCUGAAACGUGUUCGAGACAGACUAACGCCGGUUCCGAUCCGUACAUACGGGUGGAAUUCGACAAUGUGAUAUACGUAGAUGAAGUGAUCAUCACAUUUAACAAUCUAACGGCUGUUUCUGAAUACAGAGUUUACACAGGCUUAUCAACUGUUCUUGACCAGACGACACUUUGCUAUACAGAUCCAGGUGACGUACUUUCUAGUAAUCGCGUGAGCGUCAUCUGCGAGCGACGUUUUAUGGCAAAGUAUGUAACAAUUCAGCUUGAAGGAUCUGAAAACAAACUAGAGCUAUGUGAAAUAGAAAUUCCAUCCGGUCGCCUGUUGUCUGCAAAUAAACCUACGUUCGGUUCUGAAGAAGAAAGUAAUAGAGCCCCAGAACUGGCGAUUGACGGACAAACGGGGACAUAUUAUGCAAGCCAGUUCCAGGAAACACCGUAUUGGUCCGUGGACCUGCAACAUGUGUACAAAAUCCAGCUGAUCCAGAUGAGAACUAGGGAAGACUCGAAAACAUUUCUUGUUGGAUUCCAAAUACAUGUCAGUAACAGCUCAGACUUCAGAAAGGCGGUACUUGCGCAUACAGACCUCAAUACCGAGUCUACGGUGCAACAGUAUUUAGUUAUCCCGCUGGACUCCACAGUUGGGCGAUUUGUUCGAAUAUCGGUACCUGGCGAGUCUCGCAAGCUUGUUAUCCGUGAACUAGAGGUUCUUGGAGAUUGUGUUGACAACUACUGUGGGUCUGACUGUAGCAUGAGGUGUUUCUGUGCGGAUAAGAGGGUAUCAAUAGAACAGAAGGUUGAGGGUACAUGCCCAGGUGAAUGUCAGAGAAACUGGAGAAAUGAUAAUGGCUACUGUAAUACAGGUAUUUGUUCCGGUAAUACAUUUGGGUACCAGUGUAAAUACAACUGUAAGUGCACGGGUUUCUGUAACCCGUGGUCCGGUCAGUGUUUACCACAGACAACCUCGUGCCGAAGACAUCACUAUGGUGAUGGUUGCCAGGCGCGAAAUAUUAUCGCUGGUUCUGAAUCUACACUACAAGGCGUAGGUACCAGUUAUAACCCUGCACCGGUAACCGUGGAUGGACGGGUGGACACAUGCUCCCCAGAACUAAAUGGACCAACGUCAUCCUGGUUUAUGCCUUUUGAAACGGAGAGGACAGUCGAUCAAGUUCUCAUUUAUGUCAACGAGAGCGUAACAACACUAGGAAUGAUCAUAACCUUGGAGAAUGGAGAGUCUUCUACUACAUGUGAACUGUCUAAGCUUGACUUAUAUGGACGAUACUUAGGUAGAUGUAAUAGUGCCGCGGCCACAUAUCUUCGAAUCUCAACACGCAACAGUAUGCAACUGUGUGAGGUGGCUGUUCUAGAAUGUUCGGACGGGACGUUUGGUCCACUUUGUGAGAACACAUGUCUCUGCGUUGAUGGUUCCCCUUGUGACAAAACUAACGGUACCUGUCCAUCAGGAGGGUGCGAAGCCGGCUACCAGGGUGACGCGUGCAGUGAAGAAUGUUCUCUUGGAUUCUACAGCAACAAUUGUACAACUAGAUGUGGGCAGUGUUAUGAUGGAGAACAUUGUGAUAUAUUUACUGGAGAAUGUCCGGACAUAUGUGCACCAGGGUGGCAGGGAGGCCGAUGUGAUAUAGAAUGUUAUAACGGGACGUACGGACAGAAUUGCCUUGAGGUAUGUGGUAGCUGUUAUAACGAGGAGCCAUGUGACAAGGUGACAGGUGUAUGUACCGAGGGCUGUGACGCUGGCUUCUACACGGCCAACUGUACUGUAGAAUGUCCACCAGGAAGCUUUGGUUACAACUGUAACCAGACGUGCGGCUCGUGUAACUUUGGCGACAUCUGUGACCCCGUAAACGGCGACUGUCUGAGUGGCUGUGUCGUCGGCAAAUAUCCACCUACUUGUAUAGACGACUGUCCUCAUGGAACUUAUGGACAGGGCUGUAUCAACACAUGCGGUAAAUGUCGAGACAAUAACACGUGUCAUCUUAUAACCGGAGUAUGUGAUGAUAGCUGUGCCCCAGGAGUACAGGUGAAAGAAGUGCAGCCUAUGUGUGAUAAAGAAUGCCCGGAUGGACUGUAUGGCUAUAACUGUAGUCGACAGUGCUCAGAAGACGUAUGUGUCGGAGGUAAUGUGUGCGAUAAAGCUAGUGGCGCGUGCUUGCUGGGAUGUCUAAAUCCUGGAUAUCAAUUUCCGCUCUGUCAGUCCGAGUGUUAUGACGGUACAUACGGCCUAGACUGUCAGUCUGUAUGUGGUCCGUGUAUGGACUGGGCACCGUGUAACAAGACAACUGGUCGCUGUCCAGCAGGCUGUCAGAGAGGAUACACGGGACCUAAAUGUCUCGAGAAAGAUCCGCAGCUAUCAGCAGCCAGUAUAGCGGUCCUGGCGGUAGGUUGUCUAUUGGCUGUAGCAGGUCUGGUUGGCGUCUUAAUUGGAUACUGGAUAUACAAAAAGGGAACUCCACCAUGGGUUUACGUCAAACGUCGCAUGAAGAAAGACAAAUAUGUAAGGGAUGAAAAAGCACCAAGAAACCUUUCCAUUGUGUCAAGGGUUUACGAAAACAACAUCGCACUGGAAUCUGAUCCUCCCAAGCUGAAGAGAACAAACUCAAACGCGAGCAACUAUAAACUAUCCGAGGCCAGACCCAGGGGUACUAUUGCAGUGGAGGAUUUCUGGGACUUUGUACAGGAUAAAAAAUCAUCAAAACAGGAAAUGGUGCAACAAUUUAAGGACUUGUCCGUUGGUUUGACACACCCGUGUGAGACGGCAAAGAAAGCACAGAACUUGCGUAAAAACAGAUAUAAAGAAAUAUUUGCAUACGAUCACAGCCGAGUGAAGCUGGACAUGCUACCAGGUGACGCUGGUAACGACUACGUCAACGCUUGUUUUAUAAGUGGUUACAAUCGCCCACACAUGUAUAUAGCUGCCCAGGGUCCUACAGAAGAAUUCGUUGCUGAUUUCUGGAGGAUGAUUUGGCAGAAAAAAUGUCGCAAAAUCGUCAUCUUAACCCGACUUGUGGAACACAACAAGGUGAAAUGUUGCCAGUAUUGGCCAGAUGACGGUAUAAAACAGUAUGGUGGUGUCAAUGUGGAGUGCAAGGAAUCUGAAACAUACGCCGAUUUUACCAUCAGAACUUUCUCUAUAUCUGUGGAAGGAAAGGAAGGACGUUUAGUGCGCCAAUUUCAUUUCGAGUCAUGGCCGGACCGUCACGUGCCUGAGUAUGCUUCAUCAGUGGUUCAUUUCUGGAACACGGUCCGGACAACUGACGUCAAAGAUAAUGUUCCGAUUCUCGUGCAUUGCAGUGCUGGUAUAGGUCGGACAGGGACGUUUCUGUCUCUAGACUAUCUGGUCGAUCAGGCGAACAUUGAGGGGUACGUAAAUGUAUUCCAGUGUGUGCAAAACCUCCGACAUCAGAGAGUUAACAUGGUCCAAAAUCAGGACCAGUACAUGUUUCUUCAUGAAGCAUUGGCGGAGGCAUUGUUCUGUCCGAGUGCAGCUGUACCGUGUGAACAUUUCUCUAAAACCUACAAGAACAUGCUCGAGGUUGACCACAAGACAAAAAAGUUAAAGCUGGAAAUGGAGUUUGAGAGGAUUCAGUGUGUCACUAAAUUUUACGACAGUAUGAGUCCGAGUUUCUAUGACAACAGCAACUACAAAGCUGCAAACAACAGUGCUAAUAAAGAGAAAAAUCGCGUGUCUCACAUACUGCCCAGUGACAUGCACCGCCCGUGGCUUAUCACGCGAGUGUGUGACCGAAAUGACUAUAUCAAUGCUGUAUAUUUACCAUCGUACAGGGAUGAUAAGAUGUUCCUGGUGACACAGAAUCCUCUACCUGACACCAUUGUAGACUUCUGGAGAAUGGUGUAUGAGAACAAAGUCUCUUCCGUCAUCAACUUGGACCGUAUCACAAACCCGUCGGAAGUUUACUGGCCGAAAGAAGGGGAAACACUUACUUUUAUUCCAUUUACCUUACAUCACCUAGGAGAAACUGAUCACGUGACAUACACGGAAAUAAGCAUGCGACUUCAAAAUGCUGAAGAACCCCAUGAGAAAGCAAGGAUAUUGAAGGUGUUCGAGUGUAAGUUCUGGAUGAGUGAAGAUCGGGUACCAGUUGGCGGGGAGUCGAGCAUACUGGAAGUUUACGAACAAGUAAAUCUUUGGCAGAAAACGACAGGGAAUCAGCCUAUUGUCGUUCACUGCAUGAAUGGUGCCACAAAGAGUGGUUUGUUUUGUGUUGUGAUGUCAACGUUAGAGCGCAUGCGCCAAGAACGUGAAGUAGCUCUGCAGCAGGUGCUGAAGCAGAUGAGAAUUCGGAGACACCAAAUAGUACCAUCAUAUGAUCAGUACAAGUUUUGUCAUGAUAUCAUAGCGGAAUUUAUCAAGGGUUGCGACAGUUUCUCAAAUUUCUAUAUUUGACGUCAACGUAAAUGCUGACCGAUAACCAUCUAUUAGUACUUUGAACGUGUAAUUGACAGUGUAUUUACAUCAUAAAAAGAUCAAUAUUGUGACUGCUAGUUGUCCUGGAAAUUGAAGCAAAUUAUGUAUACAUGUAAAUAUACUCGUACAAAUAUUCCACAGCACCGAAACUAAUACAGAAGUAUCACACUCAACAUGGACAAGUGAACUCAACUUUGUGAAUUUCCCAGUUCAUAUUUAUAAUGGCUUUAUAUUUAUAACUAUUCAACCUUUCCAUUUUUGCUAUAUGUCCAAUCCUUGUAUACUUUGUGAAUGUACUGACUGCUACGGAGGAUGUAACAGCACUGUGUCUUACAUAGUAACAUAAAAGGGAGGUUUGGCAGUCAUAAUUCCUGAUGUUUUCCUUUCAUUUAACGUUUACUGAAUCUUGGUGUCUGACAUGAAUUGUGUACAGAAAAUGUGUAAAUAUCAUUUAUAUGUUAUCAUUUUUAAUAAAUGUGUACAUCA